CGUUUGCUUGUUCCGCUCACAGGAGUGACAACUGGUUCGAUCACAGUUCUCAUACAGUUGUGUAGAUUCGUUCCCCUGUCAGUGAAGACUCGAGAUGGCCAGUGAAGUUAAACUAAAGAAGGAUGACGUUCUCAUAAAUGCUCUGUCGGAAUUUGUCAAUAUUGGAAGAAGCAUAUUAAAAGAGGCCGAGGAUGAAUGCAGCAAAGGACUUCCACAAGAAAAGGUCUCACAGACAAUUACCUCCAUGUUUGGUUUAAGCGUAGCAGCUGCUGGCUUUUUUAACAGCUUGUCGGUGAAGAAUAGGACUGAAGCUGAGCAGCUGUGGAAGACUGCUUACCACCAAGCUGAAGUACGGGACAUGGUUGAAGACUUGUUGCAGCUUGAGGUAGAAUGGGACACCUUCAUUCAGCGCCAGGACACAAAGCAGCAGACGACUGACACGCUGCUGGGGCAGGGCCCAAGGGCCGGAAAUUUGCCGGAGGACAUGGUCUUCAUUAAUGCCAGGACAGGGGGGACCGUGAAUCUAGCCCAGUACUUGGGGAAGGGCGAGAACCUGCUCCUAUUUCUGCUCAGACACUUGGCCUGACUACCAUGACGAGACCACCUGACUGAGCUGGAAACCAAUCAGGGUCUCCUAGAUGCUCAGUCAGUGCGGGUGCUGGUGGUCUCGUUUGAUUGUCUAGAGGCGGGUCAGUUUUGGCUGCAGGACACAGGCUGCAAAUAUGACAUGCUGCUGGACCCAGAGAGGAAGGUGUACACUGCAUUUGGCCUUGGCACGUCUUACAUCAAAGUUUACAACUUCAACAACUUGCUGAAGUAUGCAGAGUUCAUUGUGUUGAGCCGACAGUUUCCUGAAAGACCAAGCGUUUGCAGCAGCGACAUCUAUCAGUUGGGUGGUGACUUCGUCCUGGAUGAGGGUGGGAGAGUUAUCUAUUCCCACCCUAGCCGGGGUCCAUUGGAGAGGCCUGCGGUAGCGGAGAUACUGGCAAGCAUUGCAGAAGGACCCCGCCACUCAGGCUCGCAGCUUGAGUAACUCCUACUUUCUACCGUGUGUCACUGAUCCCUCGCUGGAAGAGCCUUCCCUCGGCUUGCGACUAUGAAGACGGGGCUCGAACUCACGUCCUUGUGAAGAGCCUUGUCCGAAACGCAACCCGCAAACCGAGGCCUCUGGCUCUUCCUGUGCUGUGAUCAGCCAGUGCCCUUUGCCUUUGCACUUUUGAUCAAAGCUUUAUCCAAAUCCAAAUAUGAACCUUUGCCUUCAUAUCUUCCGCGAUUGGAUUUCACAAUGAAUCAGAGUCCACUCAGAGGCCUUGAAGUGCAGUGUUUAUUUGUGUAUUUAUUCAAUCAGUAGAAGGCUUCUCUCAUCAGACAUUUUGCAGCACACUUUACUGUGAAUUGCUGUUGCAUUGAUAUAUGGAAUUGUAUAGCUAACCAUUGUGUGAUUAUCAAAUGCGCGUAAUGUUUAACCCAUAAUAACAGUCUUUUUAAAUUCCUAGAAUUUUAAGUUUGGCUUGAAAGAUUUUGCACAUUUAUACUUUGAUCAUAUUACACUAUCUAGUAGACAUACUGCACAUUUGGAAAAGUACUUUUUUUUAAAAACAAAAGUGAUUGAAUUUUUGUUAAGAAUGGAUAUUCAUGAAUAAAAUUCUCCUUUUGCUCUAUUA
Messenger RNA from Anguilla anguilla (European eel), 1664 nucleotides. RefSeq names its product selenoprotein L (gene selenol). The record is from RefSeq and is a predicted model, not a curated record. The transcript is spliced from 9 exons. Lineage: Eukaryota; Metazoa; Chordata; Actinopteri; Anguilliformes; Anguillidae. Gene Ontology annotation, molecular function: antioxidant activity; oxidoreductase activity.